Castor canadensis (American beaver) is the source of this 1390-nucleotide messenger RNA. NCBI's taxonomy places the organism in Eukaryota, Metazoa, Chordata, Mammalia, Rodentia, Castoridae. The record is from RefSeq and is a predicted model, not a curated record.
GGUCCUGUAGCAUCCACAGCAUCAACAUUUUCUGUCCUCGCCUCUGGACCUGGCCUUCUGCCACACCCUCCUCCACCUCCUCCUCCAGGGCCACCUCCACUUUUUGAGAAUGAAGACAGACAAGAAGAGUCCUCUCCUUCACGCUCAGCUUUAUUCGCCCAGCUUAACCAAGGAGAAGCCAUCACAAAAGGGCUCCGACAUGUCACAGAUGACCAGAAGACAUACAAGAACCCCAGCCUGCGUGCUCAAGGACAAACUCAAUCUCCAACCAAAACACACACUCCAAGCCCCACAUCUCCCAAAUCUCAUUCUCCUCAGAAACAUGCUCCUGUGUUUGAGUUGGAAGGAAAAAAGUGGAGAGUGGAGUACCAAGAGGACAGAAAUGACCUUGUCAUUUCAGAGACUGAACUGAAACAAGUGGCUUACAUUUUCAAAUGUGACAAAUCUACUCUCCAGAUUAAAGGGAAAAUAAAUUCCAUUACAAUUGAUAAUUGUAAGAAGUUUGGCCUUGUGUUUGACAAUGUGGUGGGCAUUGUGGAAGUGAUCAACUCCAAGGAUAUUCAAAUCCAGGUAAUGGGGAGAGUGCCAACAAUUUCCAUUAAUAAGACAGAAGGUUGCCACAUAUACCUCAGUGAAGAUGCGUUGGACUGUGAGCUUGUGAGUGCCAAGUCAUCUGAAAUGAAUGUUCUUAUCCCUCAGGAUGGUGAUUAUAGAGAAUUUCCUGUUCCUGAACAGUUCAAGACAGUAUGGGAUGGAUCCAAGUUAGUCACUGAACCUGCAGAAAUUAUGGCCUAAUCUCCAGAGACAUCAAACCCCCUCACCUGAGUCUCUAUCAAACGAACAAAAACAAGCAGCAUUAGGGAGCUAGAAGUCGCAGUAGCACCUACUGCUUUAGUUUAAGCCUCCAGCAAUUCUGUGCUGUGGAAACAUCGUUGUUUGUGACAUGCCUUCUUGGGCAUUUUGAAAUAUUUAACAUCUCCUCAUGAUUUGCCUUUGUGUGUGAUUUUAGUUCCACAUGAUAACUUGUGAGCACUACAGAUUAAAGGAAAAAGAAAAAGAAUUCUGUUCCCCUUGUAUCAUUGACACCGUAACUGAUAGGUAAAAAUAUUGCAUGAUUCACUUCUGCACUCGUGUUUGUUAGUGAGAAACACAACCUUUGAGAAUCUAUGUACGUUUUUACCUUUUAGACAAUUUUAAUAUAAUGUAGUAGUAGUGUGCCCUAGAAAAUAUUUGAUUUUUUUAUAGUACAUGUCCACUUUUAUUGGCAUGGAUACACUAUCUGCAUGAAUACUUACUUCAAUCCACAUCUUAAAAAAUAGGAAAGUUCCCUUUGAAGACAAAAAAAUUCAGUUUCUUGGUCCUUAGAAGACCUGUAUCAUUUAUAAUUACU